Rhizoctonia solani is the source of this 549-nucleotide messenger RNA. RefSeq lists its product as uncharacterized. Bases 1 to 549 code for a protein of 182 amino acids. The transcript is spliced from 3 exons. NCBI's taxonomy places the organism in Eukaryota, Fungi, Basidiomycota, Agaricomycetes, Cantharellales, Ceratobasidiaceae. The record is from RefSeq and is a predicted model, not a curated record.
AUGUCCGACUUGACUCUUAAUGGACUAGAUGACCUUGAACGCGAUUGGAUCGAAGGGUCUCUCAAACCAGAUUCCAUUGACGUACCCUCUCAUCAGAUUCCACCUGAUCCAAAUGACAGUGAUACUCUGCCCUCUCAGGUCCACCCAUCGUACCCUUAUGGCAACCCGACCAAACCAUCGCACCCAGUAGCUUUCGAACCUCUAGGCCGCGGAUCUUCCCGAGCGUAUUACGACGAUAUGCGAUUCGAAAGGUUACGAAGGCUCGACCGCUUGCGUUGGACAAAUCUCGCACUAGAUUUGCUACUCCCGAUUGACCAUGAAAGAGAAGAAGCACUCAAAGCCGCUGCUGCUAGAAAAGCUGCCAGUGGUGCCGCUGCCAAUAAUAACUCGGGGAACGGUGGCGCUGAUGCUGAUCAGGCGACAACAGACGAGACAGAAGCCGAAGAAGAGGGUGAGCAAGAUGAGGAAGAGGGCGAAGAUGGCGAGGGCGAAGAUGAGGAUGUUGAAGAAGUUGAAGGAUCAAACGAAGGAUCAGAAUAUGUGGAGUAA